GCUGCAGGACCUGAGGGGGUUUUGCAAUGGAGGUUGCCCCAGGCUGGUGGGCCCCUGGGUGCUUUUACAAGAGGCCAGCACCCAAUUUGACAGCCAAGACCGUCCCUGGAGCUUGUGAGUGCUUCGGUGCUGAGGGAUACGCUCCUGUCAGGGUAUAGGAGAGCAGUGGGGUCCCCCAGUAUUUGUGGAGUCAUUGGGAUGUUUCCCGCUCCAUGCCAUCCCCCUGGUUUGCUCUGCAAGCUCCCUACACCUCCAGCAGUGCAGGAAGUGAGUGUAGCAGGAGGCAAGAAAAAUAUUCUGCUCGAAGGGUUUUUUUUUCCUAAUGAAAACUUUUUUCUUUUUUUUUUUUUUUUUGGGGGGGUAGAAGUGGGUCACUCUAGGGGUGACAGUGUAAGAGCAUCAUUGCCUGGGUACUUCAUCCCGUUGCCAUGGUGACCUGAGGGCUGCAUCAGUCAACAACUUUAGAUAUGUGACAGUUGAGUGAGGCUGAAGAUUUUAAUGAGGACAGACACUUGCUCGCUUAGUUUCAAUAACCAAAUACUCUAUAAAUACCCACCAGCUGAAUGGUUCUGGAUCUCUGAACCAUGUUAGCGACAUGUGGCAGUGUUGCUCCCUGACCCUGGUCAGAGCACUGCACUCCAGGGUGGGCUCAGAAAUACUGGGGGGGAUGGAUGCAAAGCAGAUGGCUCUUUUUUUUUCACCCUCCUGCUGACCCAAUCCAGGGGACAAGGUGACAUGGUUGCAAUAAGAGAGCGUGGAGCCAGGAGCAGGUUUGGGUUUCCAAGGUACGGCCCAAGCCACGUGUCCUAUGGCAUUGGCUGCUGCACCUGUGGGAUGUGACAGAGCCAACCCCGGACACCGCCUUGUGUCUGCAAUAAAGGAAACCCAGGGAGCAAGCCCAGUUUGCUAAGGAUGGGAUUAACUCUUGUACCAAGCUCUUGCAAGGGUGGGUGAGACGUAAGCAAGCUCCCAAGCCUCGAUAUCAAGCCCAAAGAAGUUGUGGGGCUGGGGGGCUUUGAAAGCCUCAGCGGUGCUGCUUGCAUCCGCCAGUGCUCUGAGCACCCUCAUUUCAUCCCAACCACAGCAGGUGUGCACCGUGCGACACCCCAACACCAGCUCCCACAAAGGGCUGACGGUGCAGGAGGCAAAUUUGCAGCUUCCAGUUUUUUGUCUCUGUGCCAAAAUCGGUCAGUCCCACGCCUUGGCUGGACCCGUGUAGGAGUGGGAUGCUUGCUGGGACAGUUGAGAGCAUGCCAAGAGCCCACUGGUGUUGUGUUUAAAAGCAAAAUGUAAAUAUAAAGCCUCUUCCACUUGUUUCUGCUGCAGCUCCCACAAUACCUUUCUUUGCAACGCCACCACCGUAUCCAGCGGGGACCUUGUAGCCGUGCAUGUGGCCAGGGAGCCUGCGGUCACCCAAGGGCAUGCAAUGCCCUUGGCAAUGCCAGAGCUCCGCAGGCAGAGGGGCUAGUGCCGGGCACAGUGGCGUUGCCCACAACGGGUGCUUCCCAUUCGCUGCCCCCAGUACCACCCGUGCGUGGCGUGAGUCCUGCUGGCUGCCAAAAAUACUCUCCUGGCUGUCUUGUGACCGUGGCAGUGUCAUCGUGCCGGCUGGAGGAGCUUCAAGACGCAUCUCUUUGUCACAUGUAGUAACACGGAAAGUACUGACACAGCGUCACUGAUCGAGGAAUGGGCCACGGCACCGCAGCCUGGGCUUGGUCCAGCACCCCAAAAUAGAUGGCAGUGUUUCCAUCGCAGCUGGCAGGUGCUGGUCCUGACCCCCAAGGAAUAGCAGGUGCCAGCCCCAGCUCUGCCCUUCUCUGUUUUGGCUCCAGCAGCCACCCUGAUGUCUCUUAAAAAUGGUCAAGGAGAAUAUUGUAGUACCCGAAGAAAUCUUGAAUUUCUGUUGCAAUGGCCUCCAGGGCUCAACGUCUCCACCACGUGCCCAAGAGCCAGCGGAGGAGGUACCAGGGGCCAUGGAGAGCCCCUCACCCACCCGCAACCCCACGGAGGUGCAGAUGAGCCAGCUGGUGCUGCCCUGCCACACCAACCACUGCGGUGAGCUCAGCACCGGCCAGCUGCUCAAGUGGAUCGACACGGCCGCCUGCCUCUCCGCUGAGAGACAUGCCGGCUGCCCGUGUGUCACGGCUUCCAUGGAUGAUAUCUAUUUUGAGCGUACCAUUAGUGUCGGACAAGUUGUCAACAUCAAAGCCAAAGUGAACCGAGCCUUCAACUCCAGCAUGGAGGUGGGCAUCCAGGUGAGCUACGAGGACCUGUGCAGCGGGAAGCACAGCAGCAUCUGCAAGGCAUACGCCACCUUCGUGGCACAGGGCCCCUCUGGCUGCAAGGUGAAGCUGAAGCCGCUGACCCCACAGACAGAGGAGGAGAAGAUUGAGCACAGCAUCGCUGCCGAGCGCCGCCGCAUGCGGCUGGUCCACAAGGACACUCUUAAGGACCUCCUCACCAGCAGCUCCCAAGAAACAGCAGAGCGGGAGACGCGGGACGGCAGCGUGGCAGUGCCAGCGGAGAAUACACGAGUGGAGAGUGUGGAGCUGGUGCUGCCCCCGCACGCCAACCAUCAGGGCAACACCUUCGGUGGGCAGAUCAUGGCCUGGAUGGAGAAUGUGGCCACCAUCGCAGCCAGCCGGCUGUGCCAUGCCCACCCCACGCUGCAGGCCAUUGAGAUGUUCCACUUUCGGGGACCAUCGCAAGUCGGGGACCGCCUGGUCCUCAAAGCCAUUGUAAACAACUCCUUCAAAAACAGCAUGGAGGUGGGGGUCUGUGCCGAGGCACACGGCCAGGAGAUGUCCGUCAGCAGGAGACACAUCAACAGUGCCUUCAUGACCUUCGUGGUGCUGGAUGAGAAGGGGCGGCCCCGCACCCUGCCCAUGGUUACACCUGAGCCAGGGGAUGGAGAGAGGAGGUACAGAGAAGCCAGUGCUAGGAAAAAAAUCCGUCUGGACCGAAAAUACGUCGUCUCCUGCAAACAGACUGAGGUGCCGCUCUCUGUGCCCUGGGACCAAAGCAACAAGGUUUAUUUGAGCUACAACAACGUCUCUGCACUGAAGACACUCAUAGCCAAAGCCAACUGGGCACUGGCCAGAGAAAAGGAAAAGGUGCAGAUAUACACGCUGGAAGAGGACAAGUUCCUCUCCUUCCGGAUUGAGAUGUUGGUCUGCAUCACUGCCAGCCAAGCCUUCGCCCUGCUCUCCGACCUGCGGCGCCGGCACGAGUGGGACAAACACUACGCGAGUGCUGAGCUCAUCCAGCAAGUGGAUGACGAUGACAUGAUCUACCACGUGGUGAGCCAGACGCUCAGCCAUGAGAACAAGCCACAGGACUUCGUCAUCCUGGCGUCCCGGCGGAAACCCUGCAGCAAGGGAGACCCUUACGUGGUGGCCUUUCGGUCGGUGACACUGCCCACCCACCCCGCCAGCGACAGCUUCACACGAGGGGAGACACUCUGCUCUGGUUUCUGCAUUUGGCCAGAGUCAGAGGAGAUGAGCAAGGUGGCUUACUACAACCAGGCCACGCCGGGGUACCUCAACUAUGUCACCACCAACGUGGUGGGACUGUCCUCCAACUUCUGUGCCACAUUUGAAGCCUGUGAGAAGUUCCUGCUGAAGAACAAGGAGGACCUGAUCGUGCGGCUGUAGGAUCUCUAGAGCCACAGCAGCCCUGCUGACAGAUGGACAGACAGGCAGUGGGCACCUCCAUGGUCAAGGGAACAUAGGAUGGUGGUGCCCAGACCCUGCCACCUCCAGCGAGGUCCCAGGAGCUGGGGUGGAGGAGCACCCCUGUACUGCUUCAUCCCUUGCACUGGUGUGUCAUAUCUUUUCUUCUUCUUUCUUUUUUUAUUUAGAAUUUUUGUAAGCUGGUGUACAGGAGUUGGUUUUCUAGUUCACUUAACACUACUUGAAUCUUUAUAUGAUCCAAAGUCUUCCUAAAA
Messenger RNA from Columba livia (rock pigeon), 3946 nucleotides. RefSeq names its product acyl-CoA thioesterase 11 (gene ACOT11). NCBI's taxonomy places the organism in Eukaryota, Metazoa, Chordata, Aves, Columbiformes, Columbidae. Gene Ontology annotation, molecular function: fatty acyl-CoA hydrolase activity; lipid binding. The transcript is spliced from 17 exons. The coding region runs from base 1857 to 3653 and encodes 598 amino acids. The record is from RefSeq and is a predicted model, not a curated record. Gene Ontology annotation, cellular component: cytosol; extracellular exosome. Gene Ontology annotation, biological process: acyl-CoA metabolic process.